Molecule: messenger RNA, 1960 nt
Organism: Melitaea cinxia (Glanville fritillary)
Lineage: Eukaryota; Metazoa; Arthropoda; Insecta; Lepidoptera; Nymphalidae
Gene: Pi4KIIalpha
Product: phosphatidylinositol 4-kinase type 2-beta
Exons: 11
Biological process (GO): endosome organization; Golgi organization; phosphatidylinositol phosphate biosynthetic process
Cellular component (GO): plasma membrane; trans-Golgi network; lysosomal membrane
Molecular function (GO): 1-phosphatidylinositol 4-kinase activity
Source: RefSeq, a predicted model, not a curated record
UGUCAAUACUUGCAGUCUAUAGUCUUUGUCCGUCUCGAUGAAAUGAAGUGUUUGUGUUAAUGAUUGUGAAACAAAGAUUAUUACAAUACGAAAUAGAUGAGGCUCGGUAGAGAUCAACUUUUUAACAUUACUCAUGAGUACGGAAGAGACUCUGUUGAAUCUCGAUUUCGACAAACCGAACACAGGUAUUACGCCUCCCGAUGACGGCGUGCUAUCUCUGUCCAGUAGUACCGAAGACAUUUGUUUAGUGCCAGAGGUCGGAUUCGAAGGAAACGUGGAUUCCCUUGGCGCGAACAGGGAGUCGCAGCCGCUGCUAGGCGGCCGCGGCGACCUGGAUGUAUCCUUUAAUCAUUUUCCAGAUGACCCACAGUUCACGGAACUCGUGUGGCAGGCUGAGGUGGCCAUCGACAAUGGUAUAUUCCCAGAGCGGAUAUACCAGGGAUCCAGCGGAUCAUAUUUCGUCAAGAAUCCCGGAGGGAAAAUAAUCGGCGUGUUCAAGCCGAAGGAUGAGGAACCUUACGGGCGACUGAACCCCAAGUGGACGAAAUGGAUGCACAAGCUGUGCUGCCCGUGUUGUUUCGGUCGCUCUUGCCUCAUCCCCAACCAAGGCUACCUGUCGGAGGCGGGUGCUAGCCUUGUCGACGCCAAGAUCGGCCUCCGGGUUGUUCCUAAGACUAGGGUGGUGAAGCUGGUGUCGGAGACGUUCAACUACCUGCGCAUCGACCGCGAGCGCUCGCGCCUCAAGCGCGCCAUCACCGAGCAGUUCCCCAACCUGCGCUUCAACCGCAUGGGCCUGCCGCCCAAGAUGGGGUCGUUCCAGGUAUUCGUCGAGGGCUACAAGGACGCGGACUACUGGCUGAGGCGUUUCGAGCAGGAUCCACCGCCGGAGAGAAUCAUGGACAAGUUCCAGCUGCAGUUCGAGCGGCUGGUGGUACUGGACUACAUCAUCCGCAACACGGACCGCGGGAACGACAACUGGCUCAUUAAAUACGACGCUCCUUCGAGAGCCAUGAGCGACCCCUCCGUGAGUACACACACAUUAUGUUUACUGUCAUGCGAGGUGGGGCGGCAGGGAAUAUUACAGCCCAAUAAAGCUUAGCAAGGAAGUUAGAAUGUUAAAAUAAGGCAAUUCAAUAAAAUACUUUAAUUUUCUCUGAUUUAUUCCAGCAACAGUUCCAUUGUGACCAAUUUUUCAUCCAUCUUUUUUGAAAUGAAAUCAAUAAAGCAAUUAUUCGUGUAUCAGGAGUGGUCGGGCGAGUCGGAGGUGCGCAUCGCGGCCAUCGACAACGGGCUCGCCUUCCCGUUCAAGCACCCGGACUCGUGGCGCGCCUACCCCUACCACUGGGCCUGGCUGCCGCAGGCCAAGAAGCCCUUCAGUCAAGAGACCAAGGAGCUGGUGCUGCCGCUGUUAUCCGAUAUGAACUUCGUACAGGAGUUGUGUGAUGAGCUACACGUGUUAUUCAAGCAAGACAAAGGCUUCGAUCGAAGUCUAUUCGAAAGGCAGAUGUCCGUGAUGCGCGGCCAGCUGUUGAACCUCACGCAGGCGCUGAAGGACGGCAAGAGCCCCGUGCAGCUGGUGCAGAUGCCGGCCGUCGUGGUGGAGAGGUCGAAGGGCAGCGGCGCGACGCGUUUCUUCGACUCGUUCCAGCAGCGCUUCCAGCACAAGUCGCCCUUCUUCUCCUGGUGGUGACGAAACCAACGAAACACGGGAACGGUGCGGCUGUUAUAUAUAGAUAACCACUUGUAUGUAUGUACGUAGCGCAUUAACUAUUUGUAUGAACCGUUGCAGUUGAGGCGACCUCCAGAACGCAUCGCUCGGCAUUCCAUUUGUACAUAGUUUUAAGUAACUAAAUGAUUUUAAUAGUGAAACAAAACUUAUAUGUGAUAUAUUUAUUCCGUGGAGUGUGAAAACUGGAAUGGACUAAUUAUUAUUUAUCAUUAAAUUAAAAAAAAAAAACUA